UGUUACAGUGAAAACAGUUUCUGGGGCAUCGAGAAAUCAAAAAAGAAAGAAAAAAAAAUGGAAGAUAGCUUUGGAGGCAGUUCCUCGAAGGAACAUGACAAGUGCAGCAUGAAGGAACAAGACCAGUUGCUGCCAAUAGCCAAUGUUGGUCGGCUGAUGAAGCAGAUUUUGCCGCAGAAUGCGAAGAUCUCGAAGGAAGCAAAAGAGACAAUGCAAGAAUGUGUGUCGGAGUUCAUAAGCUUUGUGACAAGUGAAGCUUCGGAGAAGUGCAGAAAGGAGAGGAGAAAGACAGUGAAUGGUGAUGACAUUUGCUGGGCAUUGGCUACGCUAGGAUUUGAUGACUAUGCUGCACCAAUCACAAGGUCUAUGUGGUUUCUUGCAAGUUGAGAAAUUACAGUUUUUGAAGUUAACUUCUCCCUGCAAAUCAAACACCAACACCAAACUAAGCAUUCUCCCUUGAUUCAAGAAUAGGAAUAUUCAUCUUUGAAGCAAUAAGCACCUGUUUGAUCUGAGUUCAGAGUCUCAGAACUGGCUAACUUUUUCAGUUUUGGCUGAUUAA
This is a messenger RNA of Vigna unguiculata (cowpea), 559 nucleotides long. RefSeq names its product nuclear transcription factor Y subunit B-5-like. Lineage: Eukaryota; Viridiplantae; Streptophyta; Magnoliopsida; Fabales; Fabaceae. The record is from RefSeq and is a predicted model, not a curated record. Gene Ontology annotation, molecular function: RNA polymerase II cis-regulatory region sequence-specific DNA binding; protein heterodimerization activity; DNA-binding transcription activator activity, RNA polymerase II-specific. Gene Ontology annotation, biological process: regulation of transcription by RNA polymerase II. Gene Ontology annotation, cellular component: nucleus; CCAAT-binding factor complex.